Molecule: messenger RNA, 1479 nt
Organism: Clonostachys rhizophaga
Lineage: Eukaryota; Fungi; Ascomycota; Sordariomycetes; Hypocreales; Bionectriaceae
Source: the annotation of a GenBank genome assembly
AUGAGUAGCUGGUUCGGGCCCAAGGCCCCAUCGCGCGUCCCAACCGACACUGUUGCGCCCCUCCGCUUCUGGGACGAUGCGGUGCUCCUCAAGUCUCUCGUGGUGUACUCACUGGCCAGAUACGACUCGCUGCUCAAUGCCGAGAAGCUGCGGUCGAGCUUGGAGCGUCUUGCGUCUAUCAAGGGAUGGAAAAAGCUGGGCGCUCGCCUCCGCAAGAACAGCAAGGGUGAAAUCGAGUAUCACGUUCCCGAGACCUUCACAGCAGAGCGACCUGCCAUUGCCUUCUCACACGUAAAGCACGAUGUGGCGAUCGACGCGCACCCGUUGGCGUCGCAGCUGCCGAGACCGAAUCCUACCCGACCGAUAAUAGCAGGAGACCCAGAGAUCUUUACGCCCUUGCUCAAGCCUGAGGGGGCGCCGACUAAGAUAGAUGACUACCUUGUGCAAGAUCGUGGCCAGCUGGGUUUGCACGUGGUGUCGUUCCUCGAUGCUACGCUCGUCAUUCUAUAUUACAACCACACGUCUUUCGAUUUAAUGGGCUGGGGAGCAUUGAUGGCCGCAUGGACACAUGUCUUACAUGGCCGCGAGGACCAAGUAGCCACUCCCGUUGGUGGCGAUCCAGGUUCAGAUGACUUUGAUUCUCUGAGCUCGCUGGGAACCAACCCAACCGAGCCGCACGUUCUGCAGAAGCACCUAAUGCAAACUGCUGGCCUAGUGGGAUAUGGCGCCUCGAACAUCAUCGACUUGGCAUUCCGGGGCAAGGAGAACCGCAUCGUUUGCGUCCCCGGUGCCUUCAUCGAGAACCUGAGGACCAAGAUCCUCGCCGAGCUCCAGGCUGAGGCUACAGCGUCCGGAUCCUCAGAGAAGCCAUUUGUGACCGAGGCUGAUGUGCUCGGAGCGUGGUGGACCAAGCUAGCAGUGACUUCCCUCAUGAAAGCCGACUCCAACCGCACCGUCAACCUCCAGUACGCUGCCAGUGCUCGCAAGGCCCUGGGCAUGUCGACCGACCCUGCCAAGGAUCCUUACUUCAGCAACCUCUUCACCAUGCUCUACACCCUUCUGCCCGCUAGCGAGAUCAUCCAGAAGCCAGUCAGCCAUCUCGCGCGCGAGAUUCGCCGGUCUGUCGUGGAGCAAGGCACGCGGGAGCAGGUUGAGGCAUACUUCGCCCUCCAGCGCCAAGCAGCGGGGAAGAUGGUCCCGUUUUUUGGCGACGCCGGCAUGCACCUUAUGACGCUUUCCAACUGGGGCAAGGCCGAUUUGUACGGUCAUGAUUUCAGCCCUGCCGCUGUCUCUGAGGAUGACGCGGAGAAGCCGCAGUAUCCCAGCUACAUCCAGACUACGCAGCUUCCAUUCAACUUCCCUGAAGGAUUCUGCGUCAUUGGGCAAGAUAGUGCCAAGAACUUCUGGCUCUACGGGUUCAGAAUCGCUGGGUACUGGGAUAAGGUUGAGCAGGCCCUGCGUGAGACGGAUGGGUUGUAA